Messenger RNA from Ceratosolen solmsi marchali, 1582 nucleotides. RefSeq names its product pantothenate kinase 3 fbl (gene fbl). Gene Ontology annotation, cellular component: cytosol; nucleus. Bases 90 to 1313 code for a protein of 407 amino acids. Lineage: Eukaryota; Metazoa; Arthropoda; Insecta; Hymenoptera; Agaonidae. Gene Ontology annotation, biological process: coenzyme A biosynthetic process. The transcript has 9 exons. Gene Ontology annotation, molecular function: ATP binding; pantothenate kinase activity. The record is from RefSeq and is a predicted model, not a curated record.
GCCGCGUGUUUUCACGAAUACGAUGAUCGACUCAGCUGAAGAUCCAACCAAAUUAGAGUUUUUAAUGAAAAUAUUAGGUAAAAUCAAAUAUGAGGCCUCAGAAUUGUGAAAACUGCCUUAAUGAAGAGGUCAUGGCUUCGAAUGGUUAUUCCAGUGCUGCGGCCGUAUCAACUAAGCAGUCGAAGAACAACUCACCACCCUGUGAGUCUGGGAAUUCGAUGCCCUGGUUUGGUAUGGAUAUCGGUGGUACAUUAUGUAAGUUAGUAUACUUUGAACCAAAAUACAUAACAAAGGAUGAAGCCGAUGCAGAAGUUGAAACCUUAAAGAAUAUUCGUCAGUAUUUGACAAAAAAUUCAGCGUACGGCAAAACUGGUCAUCGAGAUGCACAUUUGCAGAUGGACGAUGUCUGUAUACGAGGCAGGCGGGGUACUUUGCACUUCAUUAGGUUUCCCACGAGCGAGAUGGGCAAUUUCCUGGCACUGGCCAAGUCCAAGGGUAUGGCCAACCUCGUGACAACGGUCUGCGCAACUGGUGGCGGAGCAUACAAAUUCGAAGAAAAUUUCAAAAAGGAAGUCAAUCUGAGUCUUGCGAAAUUUGACGAGUUAGAUAGUCUAAUAAGGGGGAUGCUUUACAUUGAGAUGACCAAUCCGUGUGAAUGUUAUUACUGGACCAAUCCAACCGAUGAUGAAAAGUGUCAGAAAAUGCCCUAUGACUUCUCAAAGCCGUAUCCGUUUUUGCUUGUAAAUAUUGGCUCGGGUGUUAGUAUAUUGGCUGUGCAAGGCCCAAAUGAUUACAGAAGGAUAAGCGGUACAAGUUUAGGUGGUGGUACGUUUUUAGGAUUAUGUUGUUUGUUAACUGGCUGUAAUACAUUUGAGGAAGCGAUAGAGCUAGCGACUAGUGGAGAUAGUACAAGGGUUGAUAAAUUGGUUAAGGAUAUUUAUGGAGGAGGUUAUUCACGAUUUGGCUUACCAGGAGACCUUGUUGCAAGCAGUUUUUACGAUGUCUGUAGUUUUGGACAGAUGAAUUCUAAGGACAGGAGGAAUACUGUAACGAAGGAGGAUCUUGCCCGCGCCACUCUCGUCACCAUAACAAAUAAUAUUGGAUCGAUAACGAGGAUGUGCGCUCUUAACGAAAAGAUCGAAAGGGUAGUAUUUGUUGGAAACUUCUUACGUGUGAAUCCUAUUUCAAUGAAGUUACUAGCUUCGGCAAUGGACUAUUGGUCGAAAGGAACACUUAAAGCUCUCUUUUUAGAACACGAGGGUUAUUUUGGUGCGGUGGGAUGUUUAUUACAAUUUACUGGUGACAUAAGUUAAGGAAGGUUAUUAUCGAGCAAUGUUUGCAUUCUAAUAGGAAUAUAUGGAAAAAUUAAACAAAUUAUACAAGAAAUAAAUUAACGACUUUAUUUAUUUCUUGUAUAAAUUUACUCAUUGAUGUAUUUAUUCAUUUGUACACAUGUACAUAAAUGCUUGUAUCAUUCCAAUUGUAAAAUGACUUGUAAUUCAGCGAAUACUUCGACAUUUUAAUUAUGGUUAUUAAUCUAUUUAUUUUAUUAUUCUAUAAUCUUUUUUUUUUUAAUUUUUUU